Messenger RNA from Daphnia carinata, 2131 nucleotides. It is a transcript of the gene ArgRS, whose product is annotated as arginine--tRNA ligase, cytoplasmic-like. The record is from RefSeq and is a predicted model, not a curated record. Gene Ontology annotation, molecular function: ATP binding; arginine-tRNA ligase activity. Bases 75 to 2093 code for a protein of 672 amino acids. The transcript has 7 exons. Lineage: Eukaryota; Metazoa; Arthropoda; Branchiopoda; Diplostraca; Daphniidae. Gene Ontology annotation, biological process: arginyl-tRNA aminoacylation. Gene Ontology annotation, cellular component: cytoplasm.
AUUGGUUCAGCAAUUGAAUCACUCGUGCUGUGGACGGAACGUGAAGAGGUCGGUAAAUAAGUUCUCAAAGUAUCAUGGACAGUGCAAAAAUCCAACAGUUAGGAGAACGAGCUGCUAAGGCCGAAGCCGAGAUUGCGGCCCUGAUGCAACAGCUGACGAUGCUUACAUCAGGUGUUGCGGGCAAUUGUGUCGAAGACAACAGUGAAGCUGAGAAGUUGAUGGCGGAAAAUGCGAAACUCAAUUAUCGAAUCAACAUCAUGAAAAGAGCGUUGGAAGACAAUAGUAGUCAGAGGAGUGCAAAAAAAUGUAUACCAGAAUCUUCUCCUAAUGGCAUGGUAAACAUCCUACUGAAACUAGAAGAAUUGUUCGGGUUGGCUAUUGAGCAGGCCUUCCCAGAUGUGAAGGGGUUUCAAGUGGUUGUUGUACCAACCACCCCAAAUUUUGGAGAUUAUCAGUUUAAUGGAGCCAUGUCUCUUUCUAAAUUGCUAAGAACCAUGGGAAAAUCACUCAAUCCCCGUGAAGUGGCUGGUGUCAUCCGAGAAAGUGUUCCCUCCAAUUUAGUCAUCGACACCCUUGAACUCGCUGGUCCUGGAUACAUCAACAUUAGACUAAAACCAUCUUUUGUCCAAGAACAACUUGGCUUAUUGUUGACAUGUGGUGUGAGGCCACCAUGCGAUGUCGAAAAGAAAAAAGUGAUUGUUGAUUUCUCAUCACCAAAUAUUGCCAAAGAAAUGCAUGUUGGCCACCUUCGCUCCACCAUUAUUGGUGACAGCAUUUGCAGGCUACUCGAAUUUCUUGGCCAUGACGUCCUUCGAAUUAAUCACGUUGGUGAUUGGGGAACUCAAUUUGGAAUGUUAUUAGCUCAUCUCGAAGAUCGUUUUCCCAACUUUGCCGAAGAAACGCCUCCUAUUGGAGAUCUGCAGUCCUUUUACAAGGAAUCAAAAGUUCGUUUCGAUAGCGACGCUGAUUUUAAGAAGCGAGCCUAUGCUUGUGUAGUUAAACUCCAGUCGCACGAUCCUGUUUACAUCAAAGGAUGGCAAGCCAUUUGCGACGUUUCUCGCCGAGAAUUUCAGAAAAUUUACGACCGAUUGGACAUCAAAAUCAAAGAAAGAGGAGAGUCUUUUUAUCAAGAUUUAAUGAAGAAAACAGUGACCAUGUUGGAGGAGGCUGGUGUUCUCAAAGAAGACGAGGGCCGCAAGGUGAUGUUUGCUCCCGGGAUUGCCGUCCCAUUAACGAUCGUGAAGUCGGACGGUGGUUACACGUACGACACGUCUGAUAUGGCCGCCAUUCGACAGCGAAUCCAUGAUGAAAAGGCUGAUUGGGUCAUCUACGUUGUGGAUUUAGGUCAAGCUGGCCAUUUCGAAACUAUUUUUGCAUGUGCAGAAGUUGCUGGUUGGCUGGAUCGUAAGAAAACACGUGUCGAACACGUCGGUUUCGGUGUGGUUUUGGGUGAGGACAAGAAGAAGUUUAAAUCCCGCUCAAGUGAGACUGUCCGCCUCGUAGAUUUGCUUGACGAAGGACUUCGACGAGCAAAGGAAAAAUUGAUUGAAAAGGAACGAGACAAGAUUUUAACUCCAGAGGAAUUGGAAAGUGCUCAAAAUGCUGUAGCUUACGGAUGUGUUAAGUAUUCUGAUCUGGCCCACAAUCGCAAUGGCGAUUACGUAUUUUCUUUCGACAAGAUGUUGGAGGAUAAAGGCAAUACCGCAGUCUACCUACUGUAUGCGUACACGCGUAUCAGAAGUAUCGCACGAACAGCUAACAUAACGGACGAGCAAAUCAAAAAGGCGGUUGCUGAUGGUAUUCCGUUGGGGCACGAAAAGGAAAUGAAAUUGGCAAAACUGUUGCUCCGAUUCCCCGAAACGAUUGUCCGUUUGACAGUCGAUUUAUUCCUUCAUCCGCUUUGCGAAUACCUUUACGAAGUUAGCACGGUCUUUACGGAAUUCUACGAUGUUUGUUACUGCGUGGAGAAAGACCGAACUACCGGCCAGAUUGUCCACAUCAAUAUGGACCGAAUGGCUCUGUGUGAAGCCACUGCAAAUGUUAUGGCUCAGUGUUUCUCUCUCCUAGGCCUGAAAACCGUUCAGAAAAUGUGAAACUAAUCAAGAGAGCAAUACAUUGGAUGCAAACAUCA